Colletotrichum fioriniae is the source of this 1140-nucleotide messenger RNA. RefSeq names its product centractin- actin- protein of the dynactin complex (gene ARP1). NCBI's taxonomy places the organism in Eukaryota, Fungi, Ascomycota, Sordariomycetes, Glomerellales, Glomerellaceae. The record is from RefSeq and is a predicted model, not a curated record.
AUGACGGACUCGCUGCACAACGCGCCAAUUGUCCUGGACAAUGGCUCCGGUACGAUCCGCGCCGGUUUCGCAGGCGACGACCUGCCCAAAUGCUACUUCCCCUCAUUCGUCGGUCGGCCCAAGCAUCUGAGAGUUCUCGCCGGCGCCCUCGAGGGCGAGGUCUUUAUCGGACAGAAGGCGGCAACGGAGCUGAGAGGCCUGCUGAAGAUCAGGUACCCGUUGGAGCACGGCAUUGUCACAGACUGGGACGAUAUGGAAAAGAUUUGGGAGUACGUCUACGGCGAAGGCCUCAAGACGCUCAGCGAAGAGCAUCCCGUCCUCUUGACAGAACCACCCCUCAACCCUCGCAGCAACCGCGACACAGCGGCCCAGAUUCUCUUCGAGACCUUUAACGUUCCGGCACUGUACACAUCAAUUCAAGCCGUCCUUUCAUUAUACGCCAGCGGCCGGACGACCGGUAUUGUUCUUGACUCGGGCGAUGGAGUGUCACACGCGGUGCCGGUUUACGAGGGUUUCGCCAUGCCGAGCAGCAUCAGGCGGAUAGACGUGGCAGGACGCGAUGUAACCGAGUACAUGCAAAUGCUGCUGCGGAAGAGCGGCUACGUCUUCCACACCAGCGCCGAAAAGGAGGUUGUGAGGCUCAUCAAGGAGUCUGUCACUUAUGUCGCUCACGACCCCAGGAAAGAAGAGAAGGAGUGGGCAAACAGGACAGAUCCGGCCAAGGGUGUGGAAUACGUUCUUCCGGACGGUCACAAGCUCAAGAUCGGUGCGGAACGGUUCAGAGCACCGGAAAUCCUCUUCGACCCUGAAAUCAUCGGCCUCGAGUACCCUGGUGUGCACCAAAUUGUCGUUGAUGCCAUCAACAGAACGGAUCUCGACCUGCGCAAGUCGCUCUACAGCAACAUCGUGCUCUCUGGCGGCAGCACGCUAACCAGGGGCUUCGGUGACCGUCUAUUGACGGAGCUGCAACGGCUGGCCGUCAAGGACAUGAGAAUAAAGAUUUUUGCGCCGCCAGAACGCAAGUACUCGACAUGGAUCGGUGGAAGUAUUUUGGCUGGUCUCAGCACUUUCCGAAAGAUGUGGGUGAGCAUCGACGACUGGCAUGAGAAUCCGGAAAUCAUUCACACCAAGCUUACGUGA